Molecule: messenger RNA, 1122 nt
Organism: Symbiodinium sp. CCMP2456
Lineage: Eukaryota; Dinophyceae; Suessiales; Symbiodiniaceae
Source: the annotation of a GenBank genome assembly
AUGCCUCUGUCGUGGUUGUCAUGUGCCAGCGCGGCGAUGCUUCUCCAGUCGAGGGGCGUCGAAGCGGAGCUCCAGGUUGCCCGGUCGGUCGCGAAUAGCACGAAGCUUCACUUGAUGACCUUUAUGUUCAACCUGCACCGGUCGUUCGCAUACCUUCAGGUUUCUGCAGAGGCCAAUCAGAUGUUUCCACACGUGCUUGGUCUCGGCAAGGGCAGUUCCUGGGGCACUGUGGAAAAGGCAAACGCGAUGCGGACCUUUGCUCUCUCACUGAGUGACCAGGAUGUCUUGCUUUAUGCAGACGCGUUUGAUUGUUUGGUUCUCGGCAGUCGGUCUGAAAUUCUCCGAAAGUUUGAGGAGCUUGAAAGCGAAUCUGGGCGCAGCAUCGUCUUCGGUGCCGAGGAAACCUGUUUUCCAAACAGCGAUGGCAUCUGUGAAAAGACCCCUCCAGCAAAACACCGCUGGCGCUAUCUGAAUUCUGGGAUACUUGUGGGUCGUGUGCAUGCUUUCAAGACGAUGCUGCCGAAACCCGUGGAAGAGCAGGUGAAUGAUCAAGUCUGGUUCCAAAGGUACCGCAGAGACAAUCCGGACAAAGUUCUUCUGGACACUGAGUGCAAGCUGAUAUGCACAUUACUCCACCUGCAGGAGGACGGUGUCGACGUAGGAGGCGGUCGACUACAUGUGAGGCCGACCGGCACAGCUCCCCCACUGGUCCAUUUUCCGGGCUUUGGCCAUCGCACCAGAUGGGUCGAUGGACGGCCCACGUCUUCCUUGCAGGACGCCUUCCGGCAGCUUUUCCCGCAGGAGUCUGCCUACCUGAUGGAAGGAUGGUGGCUUGGCAUCCAGGUAGAGGCAACCCACGACCUCAAAAUCUACGACGGCCCGGGUUGGUGGCUACUCUUUACCUCUGCGCUUUGCCUCCAAUGCAACGUGGGAGGCACAGUCUCCGAUGACUGCAGAUCGCUGCGACACAGCGAUUUCUGUUUCUGGCUCAACCUUCGAUGGUUCCUACUUCUGCUGGCCCUGGCCUUCUGCGUGCUCCUCUGCCUGCGCGGCCGGCAGGGAGCUGGUGGCCGGUGUCAGGCGUGGUGGCCAAAGAAGAAGCUGGCCGUCUGGGAGGCGUAA